AGGGAGGCUUCCCUCGUUUCCCUCUCCUUGACCGGAAGUGUACCUGCGCUCAUGGUCUGGGCCUGGUUCCGUUUCUCUGAGGGCGGCGGCGGCGUUUCCGCUCUCGCUGUUGGCCGCGGAAACGGGAGAAGCGGAGCGUCUGGACUUUUAUGUGGAUGGCAGUUCCUGAAGGAUGAACGCCAAGUAUGCUGUCCUUGCAAUGCUGUAUUUUGUCCAAGGCAUCCCGUAUGGGCUCCAGUCUGGGCUGCUGCCUAUCUACUUCCGCACGCUGGGCCUCUCCUUUACCAAGAUCAGCCUGUCUAAGGUGGUUUAUUUGCCCUGGAUUCUCAAGAUGCUCUGGGCACCCCUGGUGGACCAUUACUUAACCAAGAGGACGUGGCUGCUGCUCACCCUGUAUGGCUUCGUGCUGGCCUGCCUGGCCUGCUCCCUCAUGGCCCCCGAGACAAACUUCUUCCUGGUGGCCAUCGUCCUCCUUCUCAUGAACUUCUGCGCCUCCAUCCAGGACGUUGCGGUGGACGCGAUUGCCAUCCAGCUGCUGACGCAACAUGAGAUUGGGUACGGCAACACCAUCCAGGUCGUGGCCUACAAGCUGGGCUCCGUCUUGGCAGGAGGGGGCCUGCUCACUUUCCUCCAUCACCUGGGCUGGCAGACCCUCUUUGUGGGCCUGGCCCUUCUUUAUGUUGUGGCCAUUGGUGUCACCUGGAAUGCUAACCUAAAACUGAAAGUGAGGUUCGAUCCUCAAUACAGUUGGGUCAGGUUCAGAACCUUAAAUCCCUGCCUCAUGCUCCAAGAGCUUCUCAAGGUGCCGGACACUCUUUGGACUGUUGGUUUGGUGCUGCUCUAUAAGUUGGGUGAACAAGGGGCCGUAUCCAUGUUUCCCCUCUUCCUACUGGACCAUUCCUUUUCCCCACAGGAGCUUGGCUUCUGGAAUGGGAUUGUGGCCAUGAUCUUCUCCAUUGUAGGCUCCUCACUUGGAGGCUAUCUGAUGUCAAAACAGGGGAACCCCUUUUCUAUGCUGAAGACCUUGAUGGUAUUCCGCUUGUUCAGCCUGGUCUUCCAAACACUCCUGCUGGUUGCCUAUGAGGACAAAAAACCAGUCUUUGAAGUGGCAGCUGUGCUGAGCAUCUUCCUACAGCACUUCAUCGCUGGCCUGGUAACCACCUUAACGUUCAGCAUAAUGAUGCAAUGUGCACAAAAGGCCCAGGAGAACAUACAGGCCACUCACUACUCCCUGCUGGCCACGCUGGAAGUGCUGGGCAAACUGGUGUUCAGCAGCCUGGCAGGCAUCGUGGUGGACUGGCUGGGCUUCGUCGGAGCCUUUAGCGUUUUCCUCGCCCUCUCCAGCAUUUCUGUUGCCUACAUACUGUCUUCCAGAAGGUGAUGGCUGCUGCCACCAGGAGGAGGAAGAGGAGAACCUGACAGGAAGCAGGGUCCCUGUGGGCCAGAGGUGGCCAAGGGGAAUUUCCAGGUCUCCGCAGCCCCGUAAGCCCCAAUUCCUCAGGGAUCUCACAGCCUUUUGUGAGGGGGAAGAGCUGGCAAGGGCCUCCCUGAAAGUAAUUGUCUCAGGAACACUCCUUCUAUUUGCCAGGGAACGUCCACGGUGUGUUUAGACUGAAUUCCAAGGUCAGUUAAUGCCUCAGUGUUUAUUGCCAGUGACUGAGAAGUAAAGGAGGGCAGGAUCGCUGUCUGUGGCAGGGUGUGAGAGCAAAUAAAUAAACUUUUUUAAAAUAAAAAAAAACACACACAGUUGGAUUUACUUCUGAGGAAAUGCUCAUCGGGUUGGGCUGCGAGGUAAGUUGGCUUCUUGAACCCAGCUCUGCUUGGGUCCUGGAGCAGCGAGCCCCAGUGAGUCCUGGAGAAUGCCAAGGGACAUCAUGAGAUCAGGAUCAGGCCCAAAUCCUACCCAGUCCAGCAUCCAGAUGCCUCAACGGGAGACCCAGAAGCUGGACCUCUGAGUGGCACAGCAUCUCUCCCCACCUGUUAAUCACCUGAUGGUCACCAACAGCGCCAGGUGACUCAAAUGCCAGAGGAAAGACUCGGGAGUGCUCUCCAAAAGUACACUUCCAGUUCUUCAUUUGCAGGUGUGGCUUGAGUUCAGGUUGCACCUGCAAAGGAAUAUAUCUUUUUCCCUUUGCAUUUCUGUCUUGAAUUCAAGCCACAGCUGCAAAGGAGGAUUCAGGAAGACUUUAAAGUCUGCUUCCGACUCUUCUUCCACUUAGCCAUGGCUUGGAAGUUUACCAUAACUGCCAUACAGGAUGUCAAGUCAGAAAGGUGUGUAUAACACAAUAAUUCGUAACAGAAUUACAGAUAAGAGUUUUAAGGGGUCUGUGCGCACAGAAAAGCUCAAGAUACACGUUGAUCUACCCACACUUAGUUGUUAUCUCUGAGAAACAUAGAAAAUAACAGGAUAUAUUUAUUUUUCUUGGGUCAAAAGAGAGUAUACCCCUGUUGUAAACAAA
Messenger RNA from Podarcis muralis (Common wall lizard), 2459 nucleotides. RefSeq names its product solute carrier family 33 member 2 (gene SLC33A2). Gene Ontology annotation, molecular function: transmembrane transporter activity. Lineage: Eukaryota; Metazoa; Chordata; Lepidosauria; Squamata; Lacertidae. Gene Ontology annotation, biological process: transmembrane transport. The record is from RefSeq and is a predicted model, not a curated record. Gene Ontology annotation, cellular component: membrane.